AUGGAACUUUCAGAUCAACCGGCUGAUGAUUCUUCCUUGUUAUUAGAUACAAAUUGUUUACAAAUUUCGUGUAACUGGAAAAUUGCCAAUAAUAAACAGUUUCGCGAUGCUUUUAUAUUGGAAGUUUCGUCCCUAGAAUUUAAGAAAACUAACUUUGAAGAUAUAGUUUCUUUGAAUACGUGUAUAUCUUUACAACCAACUGAAUCCAACAAUGAACCAUGUAUGUUAGACAUAAGAUUAAACAAUGGUCAAAGAAUUUCUCAAAUAGCUGUGGUUUCUGAGGCUUAUGUAUUAGAAUUUUUCAAACAAUUUGGAGAAUAUGAAACAACAAAGUUUGCAGAAUUUGUAGAUGAAUUCGAAGACAAUUCAGUUUACUUUGCAGAAACAGCAAUUUUUCCACAUGCUACAGAAGCUAGUAUUAAGUUUACAAAAACAAAAAGUAAAAAUUCAAUUAUGUGGAUAUAUGGUAUAAAGCUCUACUUAACAAAAUUAAUUAAUGAACCUAAGACUUUUUCCACAGAAAUCUUUAAUCCUGAAAUAAUAAAAAAUUUCUUAACUAAAUUUAGUUUUAAUAACGAAGGGAACAAUACCACGAAUGAUGUUCAAUCAUGUUACAUGAAUAUUUUGAAUACGUCAAAAAACAAAAGUGUUCAGAAAAGCAAUGGGGAAGAAGUGGCACAAUCUACAAUUGAAAAUACUGUAUUAAAUAAUGUUGAUAUCACGACAUAUAUUGAUAAGAAAUUCGAAGAUAUGGAAAGAAGACUAAUGAAAAAGAUCAAUGAAAUGGAACAAAGAACAAAUGAAAAACUUGAUACUAUUUUAAGACAAUUAGAAAGUCAAUGUAAUAUCAAGUGA
Messenger RNA from Heterotrigona itama, 855 nucleotides. The record is from the annotation of a GenBank genome assembly. NCBI's taxonomy places the organism in Eukaryota, Metazoa, Arthropoda, Insecta, Hymenoptera, Apidae.